This is a messenger RNA of Nanorana parkeri, 3423 nucleotides long. It is a transcript of the gene AMIGO2, whose product is annotated as adhesion molecule with Ig like domain 2. The record is from RefSeq and is a predicted model, not a curated record. Gene Ontology annotation, molecular function: protein binding. Gene Ontology annotation, cellular component: plasma membrane. Lineage: Eukaryota; Metazoa; Chordata; Amphibia; Anura; Dicroglossidae. The transcript has 2 exons. Bases 515 to 2077 code for a protein of 520 amino acids.
GAAAGGAGAGAGUGGGAUACACACAACAUCAUAGGCUUUGCUGGAGAGGGGAGGGGGGAUGGGAUCCAGUGCCUGUAGACAUAGGCAGCAGCAUCUGUGCUGCUUGUGCCCUCAUCAGUGAGCUUUGUAUAUUUCUCUAGGCUGACUGCAGCCAAUCACAGUGCACAGGUGAACAGAGGCUGGGCAGGCUCAGCUCACAUAUACGCUUCUCUUGAAGGCAAGCAGCCUUGAUCAGACAGGAUAACACAGCGCACAGCUUGCAAACCUGUUUCCCUGCUGCCUCUGAAACUUCCCUGCUGUUACAAUACACAGUGGCAAUGAAUGAAGACAAAGAAAGGUCAGAAAGGAGGACUUGUCCAAAUGUAAAGAUCAGCUAGUGAAUGUUAUGAAAUAACAGUGGUCAGGCGAAUGCAGCUGCAAGGAAAACAUUUGUGGCAAAAUGCUUCUUUAAGAUACCUCCAAGAUUGAGUGCACGAUUUGUGAGCAUCAUUGGGUACCUUCUGAAAAACAAGACAUGAUGUAUUUCUUUUGUCCUUUAUGGUCCAUGGAAUUUGGGAAUGUCCACACAAAAUGGAAAAGCUUCGCCUAUGUGUUUUUGCUGUGCAUCAUCGGCAGUGUUGGUGGUGCACCUCCUGGGGUGUGUCCUCAAGGUUGCGUCUGUGCCAGUGAUAUUGUAAGCUGCACUAACAAGAGCUUGUCUGUAGUGCCCAGGGCAGUCUUUAAAUUUAUUCGAAAGCUGGAUUUAAGCUACAAUAAAAUAAGUUUUCUGGAUCCGGACUGGUUCCCCAUCUUGUUUGAGAAAUUACACACUUUGAUAUUAAAUCAUAACAUUAUUAACAGCAUCUCUAGUGGUAGUUUUUCCACCAUCCCAAAUGUGAGGUAUCUUGACUUAUCCUCCAAUAAUCUGAGGACACUGAGCAAUCCAGUUUUUCAAGAACUUAAAAUGCUAGAAGUUCUACUUCUGUACAGCAAUCAGUUAACCCAUAUUGAUUCUGGGGCAUUCGGAGGCCUCCACAAUUUGCAAAAAUUGUAUCUGAGCUAUAAUGCACUGACACAUUUCCCACUGGACUUGUACUCUGGCAGAAGUAAACUUACAGAACUUGUAUUGUUGGACAUAUCUCAUAAUAACUUGCAAUCUGUGCCUGUUCAGCAAAUAAGCUUAAUCUCAGCAAGGCAACUUAGUGGCAUUUACCUUCAUGGAAACCCUUUUUCAUGUGACUGCAAUCUGAACGGAAUGCUAAACUUUUGGCAUCAUAGACAGUUUAGUCCAGUUGUGGAUUUUAAAACCUAUUAUGCCUGUACUUUACUGUCUGAGCCUAAAAAAAUUCCUCUUAUCCAAGAGAGUUUUCUCAACUGCUCUGAAAAAGCUGUAAAUGGGUCAUUUCAUGCAUUUGGCGUGUUGUAUGAGGCUCAGGUUGGAGAAAGGCUGGUGGUACAUUGUGACAGCAAGAUUAUCGAUAUCAACACCCAAUUUAUGUGGAUAAGCCCUGAUGACACAAUACUAAAACCUGAAACCAUGGUUGACCAUUUCCGAGUGUUUAACAAUGGGAGUCUUGAAAUUGAAGAUGCCCAGAUCGCAAAUUCGGGAGUUUAUUCAUGCAUCGCAAUAAACAAAGUAAGAAUGAUUAAUGAGAGUAUAGAUAUUAGAAUAACCGUGGGUAAUUUUACAAGCCACAAGUCUCAUGCACAUGAGGCGUUCAACACUGCCUUUACUACACUUGCUGCUUGUAUAGUCAGCAUAGUUUUGGUCCUUCUCUACCUUUAUCUGACACCCUGCCGAUGCUGGUGUAGAUCAAAGAAACAAAAAAGAAAGCAAAACCAAAGCAGUGCCCACUCCUCUGUCAUAAAUGCCACACCAUCUCAUGAGCCCCAUGCUGAAAGGAAAUCCAGCACUGGAAAACGGGUUGUAUUUAUGGAGCCUGUCAAGGAAGCACAGCAAGGUCAAAAUGGAAAAGUCAGACUGAUUACCAAUGACAAUCUCACAGCAGAGAGCAUCUUAAAGAACAGCAGAUCAAAGUCUGACUCAGAUUCUGUCAGCUCUGUCUUUUCAGAUGCCCCUUUCAUUCCUCCGGUAUAAUACCUGGCCUAUUUCUCCUAUUCACACAAGCAGUCAGUCUGCACCUUCGGCAUAAAAAGCAACAGUGACUCUUAACACGUACAGCUUGUGUAAACCAAUGCCUUUGUAAAUCAAAUAUUUAAUAGGGGAAAUUAAUGUACUUCACUAGCUACAAGCACAUACAGAAACCCAGUGAAUUAUUCAGGAAUUACCUUUAAAUGGUUAUUUAUAUUGCAUACUUGUCUUUGUUUACUAGGGAUUCUUCUGUUUUAGGAAGACCAGUUUGUAUUCUUAAGCUCUGGGAAUAGUUGUACGUUUACAGGACUUGUGUUCAUGACAGUAGUCCUCUGCCCUGUUAUCGAAUGAAUGCAGCCUUAGGCAAUUAUUAUAAUAUAUCUCAGCAAAGUAAGUGUAGGGAUUAAUGUAGCAAAGUAAUAUAUCAGAGUAAACAAAUCCCAGUGAACAUUUAUAUUUUUGCAGAACCAGUAUGUUAAAUGAUAAAAGGGAGAAGGUUAACUUUAUUUUAUAAUGUGAUUUGUGACAUCAACUUAACUUUAUUUGAAACAGCUUUGUUAUCUACAUUUAUUAUUUACAGGAGCACAUACAUAAUGUGAAAGAAAAUGCCUUUAAGGCUUAAUAAGGCAAUGCUAACAGCAAUUAUUUGCAGUAACCCCCAGUAACCAGAUUUCACCUCUCCAGAAAACUCAAUGAAAGAUUACAACUCAAUGGUUGUCAUGGGUAACUACACACUGCAUGUUGCUCUAUGCCUUAAUAUAGACAGUAAGCCUGUUUAUCUUUUGUUAUUGUCAUUUAAGUUGCUAAGGAUUAUUUAUAUAAGUUUUUCUAUUUUAUGAUCUAGAUACAUUUUGGAAGGUCUUUGCUGUGCAAAGAGAUUAAAGCAAGUUAAGUAUUAGUAUUGUCAAACUUCAUGUCGAUAAUUACUAGUCUGUAAUAGAUGAUUGCUUUAAAAGGUUAGAAUAAAGAUGUAACAAAGUAUAAUUUAUAGUUAUUUUUUGCCAUGAAACCACAGUUAAUUUUGUUUCAUGUUAUUUUUAUAUUGUUUGAUAUGUCAAGCCCUAGUCAUACUUGGUUGUUUCCAAGUAGUUUUGCACUGAUUUCACAGGUUAACCAAAAUACAUUGGUAGCUAGAUCUGUAAAUGGUUAAACAUAAAAUGAGAAACAUUAACUAUUUAUUUAAAUGGGGUGGUCCAUAUAUAUCUAUAACAGUUGGUUAGAGCUCAGUGUUUGGUAGAGGAUUAGUAUCUGCCUUCAGUACAUAAAGUAUAUUUAUUACCUAUAGAAUAGGUUUACUAAGUUCAAGUGAUAUACUGUGCUAGCAACAAUGUGAUAGCCAUAUUUGCUUACAU